CGAAACCGAAAAAAACACAGGGAAUGGACGUCCGAGCGAUGGCGAGCAGAGUGGGCAGUGAACCUGUGCGGGUCCUCCACGGCACCCGCUCUUCUGAGGGGGUCGGGGGUCGGCCCUAGAGGUGCUCAAGAACCCUUACCGGACAGGCAGCGAGCAUUCUAGCACGCCCUAGCGUGCCGCUGGCACCGUGGCGGAUAGGGACGAGGAGGACAGGAUACUGAAGCGCGCCUACCUGUCUGGCUUCCCGAACGCCAAGUACAGCCUGCGCGGCCAGACGUAUAUGGUGGACUUUAAGAACCUCGUGCAGGAGAACGCGGCGUCGGGCAAGCAGCGAAGCAUUCGCCCGCCGCACAGGUGGAAGCCGCCCUCCGCACCGAUCAUGGAACCUGGCCCCAUGACUUGCGUGAAGGUGCCGGUUGGGGCCCCAGGGACCACGAUCCAGGUUCCGCACCCGAAGGACAAGCGCCAGUUCAUCAGCGUCUCGGUGCCCGCAAGCGCGAAGGCUGGCCAGGCGAUGAUGGUGCCCGUGCCGCCGCUGGAGGCGUGCGCUGGGGCUGCGCUCGACCAGGGUCCGGAGCCGUCAGCGCCGCCACCGGUGGCCGCGGCAGCCGCGCCCGCCGCCAGGCCAGAGAAGGAGAGGAAGGAGAAGAAGGGCUGGAGCACUGGAGCCAGAGUCGCUGCUGGCACGGCAGGUGCGGUCGCAGUCGGUGGGCUCGUCGUCGGCGGCGCCAUCCUCGGAGAGCACAUCGUCGAGGAGGGCUGGGAUGCCACCGUGGAUGGCCUGGGCGACUGGGCCGCGGGCGCUGGCGAGUGGGCCGCGGGCGCCGCAGACACGGUCGGGGAGGGCAUCGCGGGUGGCGCGGACGCCGCUGCGGACUGGAUUGGUGGCGCGGCGGACACCGCUGGCGACUUCAUCAUGGACCUGUUCUGAUAGCAGAGGGCAAGGUUCGCCAGGUGAGACCAGCAGGGGCUGUUUUACCAAACCGCGCCGCGCCCGAGCGUGGCUACAGAGCAGAGCUAAGGCUAUGCGCCGCGCGUCUGCUGCCCCGCCACUUUCGCCUGGACGCCCCCAUCCUUCAGCGCGACAUAUGCUCGUGCUGCGGGGCUGGGAAUGCACGAUUUGUGAGGGUGGGACGGCCGAUACAGCGAAGGCCGUCCAUCGCCAUGGACAGGAAACACAUCAGGCACCCGAUGCUGCGGGCCCUCGUCGCGGUGGCCUAAGUGCGGCAGCGAUGGACCCAGCGCAGUCGACCGUGCCAGGGCGUCCCGCAGAUAGGCCAGACGCCGCUAGCGCCCACUUCGCUUUGCAGGGCUGAGUGGGCAGCACAGGAGGAUUGCGACACCAACACAGCGUACUCUUCCAA
Prorocentrum cordatum is the source of this 1364-nucleotide messenger RNA. The record is from the annotation of a GenBank genome assembly. NCBI's taxonomy places the organism in Eukaryota, Dinophyceae, Prorocentrales, Prorocentraceae.